Exophiala viscosa is the source of this 1564-nucleotide messenger RNA. RefSeq lists its product as uncharacterized. The transcript is spliced from 2 exons. Gene Ontology annotation, molecular function: FAD binding. Gene Ontology annotation, biological process: secondary metabolite biosynthetic process. The record is from RefSeq and is a predicted model, not a curated record. Lineage: Eukaryota; Fungi; Ascomycota; Eurotiomycetes; Chaetothyriales; Herpotrichiellaceae. Bases 118 to 1548 code for a protein of 476 amino acids.
GAACUUCACAGGUUGAACGUCCACGUGUAACCUCAGCAGCACAUCGGGAACGGCCUCAACAUCUGCUGCGGGGACGCCCAUGAUGUACGAUUUCCCUAAGAACCUUUCACAGCGAAGAUGAUCAUGGCAGACUCGAAGCCCAGCUCUCCGGCUCCCAUAGCCAUCAUUGGAGGCGGCCUAGCUGGCUUGACCCUUUCCAUUGGUCUUUCUCACAACAACAUACCACAUCAAAUAUACGAAUCUGCUGGCGCAUUCGCUGAGAUAGGAGCCGGAAUCGCACUUGGGCCGAACAGUGUCAAGGCUCUCCAACUGCUCGAUCCGGCCAUCAACGACGGUUUCAAGAAAUGUGUCACCUACAACGAUGGCGUGGAAACGGACGAAUUUGGCAGUAGUCUUGGACCGAAAAGUGCGGAGUGGUUGGAUAUGCGGAUUGGAAUGAGAGAUGGAUUCAACGACCUGAUUACAACAGUCACACAUAAAGGCUCCUCAAUACCUGGGAGGGCAUGUUUCCAUCGUGCUAGAUUUCUUGACGAGCUUCUCAAACUCAUACCACCACCUACCGCGCAGUUCGGCAAGGCUUUGAGAUCAAUCAAGCCAGCCGAGGACCAGGAAGAGAACCUUGUUCUCCAUUUCGCCGACAGCACGACCGCCACGGCGUCGGCGGUCAUUGCUUGUGACGGCAUCAAGUCGGUGGUUCGAAGGUCUCUGCUGGAAGAGUAUCCUGGUCACCCAGCCUUGCGUCCACAGUCUACCGGCGAGUUCGCGUACCGGGCCAUGUUCACCAAAGAGCGCUUUGUGUCCUUGACGAAAGGUCGCCUCAGUCCUGGAAAAGGCACCCUAUUCUGUGGUGAUCACGGAUACAUUGUCAUGUACCCGGUGGAAAAGGGCGCGUUUAUGAACAUGGUGGCCAUCAAGCACGAGCCGCGUCCAUCCGAAUCCAACGUCAACCACAGUCAGUAUUUCACGCCCUCCGUGAAGGAGGAGGCCAAUUGGGUCCAACCCGUCACCACGGAGACGGUGAUUGCAGAUUUUGCAAACUGGGGAGAACCCAUCCAGGCACUAUUAUCCGAGAUCCAGCGUCCUGAGCGGUGGGCAUUGUUCGACCAUCUACCAGCCCCGACCUACGUCAAAGGGAAGGUGGUGAUCAUGGGUGAUGCUGCACACGCCUCCACGCCACAUCAAGGUCAGGGUGCAGGUAUGGCAUUCGAGGAUUCAUUUGUACUGAGCGGUGUGCUUGGGAAGGUACUUGGACCUAGUCGAGAGGGGGCUGAGGCCUCCGCCUCUACCGUCAACGCCAAAAUCGAAGCAUGCUUCCGCGCCUAUGAUGCCGUACGCCGGCCUCGUACGCAGAAACUGUGCAAGACGAGCAGGGAAAUGGGCGAAAUGAUUGAAUAUGUCGCGCCAGAAUUUGGGGACGACCUGGCCAAAAUCAAGGACAAUCUGGACCAAAGGAUGGAUUGGAUAUGGGACGUGGACUUGCCGGCCGAGGUUCAGCGGGCUAUCGACAUUGCAAAUGGGAUCCUCCAGGACACCACAAAGUGCCGUUGAUGACGGUGCCAUGGAC